Prunus armeniaca (apricot) is the source of this 1797-nucleotide messenger RNA. The record is from the annotation of a GenBank genome assembly. NCBI's taxonomy places the organism in Eukaryota, Viridiplantae, Streptophyta, Magnoliopsida, Rosales, Rosaceae.
AUGGGCACCAAGCAAAUCCAAAUAUUCAGCGACUCACAGCUUGUUGUCCACCAAGUCAACCAGGACUUCACGGCCAAGGACGUCUCCAUGACAGCCUACCUCCAACAUACCCGCCACCUGCUUACAACUUUCAAUGCUUAUCUCAUAGGCCAGGUGCCACGCUCUGAGAACAGCCAUGCUGAUGCAUUAGCAAGGCUAGCCUCGACGAUGGAGCAGGGCAUAGGUCAAAACAUCCACAUCGAGUUCUUGGACCAGCCCCGUACACGGGCACCACUCAUUUGUGUCAUCGAUCAAAGCCCUACAUGGAUGGACCCUAUCACUCAGUUCUUGCAGAACCAGACACUACCUACUGAUCCUGCUGAAGCGCGGCGUGUUCGCUAUCGUUCCGCCCGAUACUUGAUCAUCAAUGGUGCCCUAUACAAGCGCGGCUUCAGCCUCCCCUACCUUCGGUGCUUGACCCCAGAGGAAGGUACCUAUGUCCUGAGAGAGAUUCAUGAGGGUAUCUGUGGCAACCACUCAGGCGCUCACUCCCUAGCACACAAGAUCAUUCGGCAGGGAUAUUUUUGGCCAUCACUUCACACUGAUGCCCAGACCUUCACCCAGAAGUGCGAUAAGUGUCAGCGAUUUGCCAACAUCCCACAACUUCCAACCGAGCCAUUGACAGCCAUGGUCAGUCCUUGGCCAUUCGCCCAAUGGGGACUUGACCUCAUCGGACCUAUGCCUGAGGGCAAGGGCCAAGUCAAGUAUGCAGUUGUAGCUGUGGACUACUUCACCAAGUGGGCUGAAGCUGAAGCCUUAGCCACCAUCACUGCAGCCCGCAUCGAAACUUUUGUUUGGCAAAACAUCGUCUGUCGCUUUGGCAUCCCCAACACCAUCGUCACGGACAAUGGCCGGCAAUUUGACAACGCAAAGUUCAAGCAAUUUUGUUCCAACCUCAAGAUAAAGCUUUGCUUCGCCUCCCCAGCCCAUUCUCAAUCUAAUGGCCAGGUGGAAGCUGUGAACAAGAUCAUCAAGAAAACUCUAAAAACUAAGCUUGACAAAGCUAAGGGUUGCUGGCCGGUGCUACUCCCAGAGGUUCUCUGGUCCUAUCGCACCACCUUCCGGACCUCAAUAGGAGAAACACCUUUCUCUCUCUCCUUUGGUACCGAAGUAGUGGCACCAGUGGAGAUUGGCCAGCCCACAUACCGCACCUCCACUUAUGAGGCCAAAGCCAAUGACGAGCAGCUAGCCCUAAACCUCGACUUCAUUGACGAGCUUCGUGACCAAUCCAACAUGCGCAAUGUCGCGUACAAACAGCGCAUCGCUAAGUACUAUGACUCCCGAGUCAAAGCCCGUGCUUUCAAACUUGAGGACUGGGUCAUGCGCAAGAUUUCCUUAGCCACCAAGAAUCCUACUGGAGGUACCUUGGGCCCAACAUGGGAAGGUCCUUAUGAGGUUACCAAAGUCUGCUGCCCCGGCACUUAUCAGCUUCGUGACACCAAGGGCAAGACCUUGCCUCAUCCUUGGAAUGCGAAUCACCUCAAGCAAGGCAAAAUGUUCAUACAUAAUCACCUAUGCUUGGUUCCAUACGGACUCAAAACAAGGGCCACCCAUCCUUGGUUCCACACUCACCUAUGCUCAAGCUCCAGCGAAUCCGACAAGGACCCAGCUCACGGGAUGACGACACUACGGACCCAGCUCCAGAUCGUCUCGGAAACCAUGCACUCAGACCCACUCCUUGCCAAAGACAAAUCAGCCCUACUUAGGUCCCUUGCCGAAAGGCACCCGCCGCCCGGAAUCCUUCCUCCUGGCAGCUGA